Molecule: messenger RNA, 1277 nt
Organism: Oenanthe melanoleuca
Lineage: Eukaryota; Metazoa; Chordata; Aves; Passeriformes; Muscicapidae
Gene: PLPP5
Product: phospholipid phosphatase 5
Exons: 7
Coding region: 58-849 (263 amino acids)
Biological process (GO): phospholipid metabolic process
Molecular function (GO): phosphatidate phosphatase activity
Source: RefSeq, a predicted model, not a curated record
CUCCUCCGGGCAGGGCUGCGCUCGCCCCGCCCCGGGCCCCGCGGGCGAGCAGUGGCCAUGCGGCGAGCGGAGCUGGCGGCCGAGACCGCGCUGCGGGCGCUGCUGCUCGCCACCUUCGGGAUCAUGGAGUUCCUGCCGCCCUUCCAGCGCGUGCUGCAGCCCGAGGAGAUGUGGCUCUACAAAAACCCCUACGUGGAGGCGGACCAUGUUCCCACCGUGCUCAUGUUUUUCAUCGCAUUUCUGUCUCCCUUGUUGCUCAUCAUCCUGGCGAGGCUCUUCCUGGGCGCUGACCAUGAGGACACGAGGGAAGCCUGCCUUGCUGCCAGCCUUGCUCUUGCCCUGAACGGGGUUUUUACCAACGCCCUGAAGCUCGUUGUGGGGAGGCCACGGCCUGACUUCUUCUACCGCUGCUUCCCCGACGGCCGGGCCAACCCGGAGCUGGUGUGCACGGGGGACGCCCGCAGGGUGAGCGAGGGCAGGAAGAGCUUCCCCAGCGGCCACGCUUCCUUUGCCUUUGCUGGUCUUGCCUUCUCUGCCUUCUACCUGGCAGGGAAGCUGCAGAGCUUUGUUCCAGGCAGGGGGGGCCGAGCCCUGCGCUUCUGUGCCUUCCUCCUCCCCCUCUUCCUGGCCACCCUCAUCGCCCUGUCCCGCACCUGCGACUACAAGCACCACUGGGAAGAUGUGUUGGUUGGCUCAGUGAUGGGCCUGGUGCUGGCAUACCUGUGCUACAGGCAGUACUACCCUCCCCUGACAGACAGCUCGUGCCACAAACCAGCUCUGGCCAAGCCCAAAGCGCUGCCGGCGCACGAGGAGAAGCCUGCAGCUGCCAGCUUCCACAUGAGCAUUUAGUGAUGGGCCCUGGGCAGGGCAGGGCAGGGCAGGGGGGAGGCUGCUCAGGAGAAGUGGCUCUCAUGAGGAGGAGCCCCUGGGCAGGUGUUCCCUGCUGAGCAGGUGAGUUUCCUGCCCUGGCCCUUGUGUUGCUUCAUCUUGUUGGAUUUUGUAGGCGAGCCCCUCUUGAGGCCAGGGAGGCACUGAGGUGCCAACCUGUGGAAAGACAGUUGGGGUGUGAAAGUCCUGAACAAGAACUGGGAAAAUGGGACAACCCAGAGUGCCCAGCCUGGUGGGAGUUCCUGAGUCCAGUCCAGGAAGCACCAUUGGUCACCUCCCUGCAGUCCAGCCCAGCUGUCCCAGCCCUUCUCCUGGGAAAUGAAGUGCAGGACCUGGCAACUUUUGAGUUUUUCUAAUUUCCCAAAUAAAGGAGUUUAAUUUUGUAAUGA